Molecule: messenger RNA, 2143 nt
Organism: Ceratitis capitata (Mediterranean fruit fly)
Lineage: Eukaryota; Metazoa; Arthropoda; Insecta; Diptera; Tephritidae
Gene: Hexim
Exons: 3
Coding region: 286-1563 (425 amino acids)
Biological process (GO): negative regulation of cyclin-dependent protein serine/threonine kinase activity; negative regulation of transcription by RNA polymerase II
Cellular component (GO): nucleoplasm; cytoplasm; nucleus
Molecular function (GO): cyclin-dependent protein serine/threonine kinase inhibitor activity; 7SK snRNA binding
Source: RefSeq, a predicted model, not a curated record
UUGAGCCUUCAGCAUAAUAACAUAAUUUGCUACACUUUCCUCCUGCUCCUUUUUUGCCACUCCGUUGCAAAAUUCAAGUAGCAGCAAACGCAGUUUAGUAGUCUUGGAGUGUUCUUCUUCAAGGCAGGUUUUAUUAUUGGGAAAAUGGCGAUAGGAUUCGAAUGGUUAAAAACUACAGCGGACAACUCGUGUAUAUUUGAUAAAGAAAAAGAGUAGAUCUCGAAUAUUUUUAAAAGUUUAAAGUGAAUCAAAGGUGACUUGAUUGUUGUUUGGACAAAUAUAAGAAUGGAAAAUCUCGUUAAAAAAGAUACGGUGGUGCAAGAUAAUCUAUUGCAUUCAGAGAAUCUGUUGCAUUCUGAUUCGCCUAAUAACAAAACUUGCGAGCAACAACCACAAAAUCAACAACAAAAAACGAAACGUAAACACAGAAGAGGCAAACCAAAGGCCAAAAAUGCAAAUAAACCGUACAAAAAGUCGAAUUGGAAAUUUCAGGUGCCACGACCAAAUUUCAAUGGAGGAGGAGGUGGAAUGAAUAAUAGAAAUGGGGCACGUCCGAAAAUCCUUCGAUCACGAUCACUGGUGCCAUACAAUACGAAUAAGUUCCUUAUGGAAGAACAUUUAGCAGAGGUGCCAAGUGCUUUGCUAACACCAUCUGGUCGUACACGUGAUUCAAGCUUUUCAGUGGACUCCGAAGAUAAUUACUUUUUUUCUUUGCCUGAGGAUGAGGAAGAGUUUUUGACAAAAGAGUUUGCUAAUGUAUAUGAAAAGGCGAGAGUUGAACGUUUAGAAAAUUUAACCAAACAGCAAUUAAUUGAAGAAUGUUUGCAAAUCGAGGAUCGGUAUUCAUCCGACCAAGGACGCCAGCAACAACGAAUAAGUUCAGAGUUUAUGUCAAAAAUACGAAUUUUAGAGGAAAAAGUUCGAGAGCUAUCACGUGAGAAUUACAAUUUACGGUGUCAAUUAAUGCGAUCGGCGGCAAUGGCAGUAGCUGCCUCACCACCGUCUGCGGCCCCGCCGAUUGGUGCUGCUUGUGAACCAACACCGAUGGACUCUUCUAGUGUUGAUAGUGAAAGUGACAGCUCUAGCUCCUCCUCCUCAUCAUCAUCUAAUGGGAGCGCAGAUAUCGAACGUCCUAAUAAUCUAAGGCAACGACGGCAACGCCGAAGCUGUUCUUCAGGUAGUUCCUUAAGCGAUUACAGAGCAUUUAAGGAGAAUCAGCAAAUGGAAAGUGAUGAGGACGAUAAAAUUGUGACAAGUCCUAAUGUUAAUGUGGUUACUGAAGGUAGCAGUGAAAACAAAACUGCGGAACUUCCAACAGAGUUUGUAUGUGAGGGUCGUCAGUCGUUGGAGUCGAGCUCAUUUGAAGAAUGUAUAGCGAGCCCAAACGACGGCAUCGCUUCUCUCGAUGCUGCAAUGGAGGAUGAGUUUCCUUCGUUUUCUCCGCUUUUGGGUGGCGUCGACACUUCUCCAUCUUGUGAGAUGGCAAUAUCAGCUGCCUUCAGAACUCAAUCCCACACAAAAGGUGCGGAGGACGCCGGUAGUGCUGAACAAAAUUAUAACUGAAAGCUUAUAAUAUCACAACUUCACUUAAUUUAUUUUUCCAUUUUCCUUCUGUUUAACUCGACUGAGUAAGCGUUAACGUUAUUUUUGUUUUUACCCAACUCUAGCAUGAUAUCAACACAUUAAUCGGCAAUAAUUUCGUUACAUACAAACAUAAAGUUUACUACAAAGAGUAAAAAUAAUAAUAUUAAUUUUGUUUAUCUUUACUUGUAUAAAGGUUUAAGAUAAUAGUUCGGAAAUUGACCUAAUAUAAUGCUGCUCUUGGGAUUAUAUUUGCUUAGACUGUACAAUUUUAUCUAUUAAAUUACAUGAUUUGAACAUUUUCAUCAGAGAUUUCAUUGUAGGUUUAAAUUGUAUGUUUGCGUCUAUGACAGAUUUGAAAUGGUAUAUAUGUGUUUCUACCAAAAAUUGUACUAAAUAUUUCUUCCGAAAGGAGCAAUUCGUUCAUCUGAUUUUUUUUUUUUUUUUUUUUUUUUUUUCUAUUACCGACAUAACAUUCUUUGACCACUAUUUUGCAUUUUAAGUUUAUGAAUGUGCAUUUAUCAUUUAAAUUACGAAUUUCAACGCUUCUCUAUUUACUAAA